This is a messenger RNA of Somion occarium, 1348 nucleotides long. Lineage: Eukaryota; Fungi; Basidiomycota; Agaricomycetes; Polyporales; Cerrenaceae. The record is from the annotation of a GenBank genome assembly.
GCGAUCUGUCACAAAGUCCGUGACCUGUCUAAAUAUAGCUUCUCGGUCUCUCAUGUGCUUCAGCUUUCUUGACUGCGAUAAUAUUGAAUCCACACACACUCACAGACUUCACCUAAUCAUUUUCUGCCUAGCUCACUAGCAAGUUCUUCGCAGUCUGUAUCCAUUUUCUGAAUUUGAUCGAAUUUCUUCUGCGCUCGAAGAAUGACUUCGUUCGGAGCAAAAUUAGCGUUAUGCGUAACCCUUGGUGUUCCUCUCUACGCGCUCUUACGGCAGACGAUUCGCCGCUCUCGACGGCUUAGAGUUUUACCUAGAGCUAAAGAGAGAGUCUUGGUAUUAGGAGCAUCGAGUGGCAUUGGCCGCUCCGUGGCAGAACAAUAUGCGGCCCAGGGUGCACGCGUCUGUGUUGUGGGGCGAAGAGAGAACGAGAUUCAGGCCGUUGAAAAUGCGUGUCUGGAACUGCGGACCAAGCACCAUGCAGACAAUUCAGCACGACCGGCUAUAGGUCUCGUGGCAGACUUCUCAAACCCAGAAGAUAUGGUACGAGUACGCCAGGAAUUGGAGAAUGCUUGGCAAGGUGUUGAUACUGUCAUCGUUUGUGCUGGCGCAUCUGCACUUCGUCCUGUCAUGGAGAUCGCACGGGAGAAGUCUUCAGGAAAAGGCUAUCCGGCGACGGACGACGUCCAGCGCACAGUUGACGUUGCGAUUGCAGCCGAACGUGCCAACUACGUCGGGCCGCUUGUGUCUGCCGUCACCUUUAUACCGCUUCUUCAGUCAACGUCGGUGUCACCUUCUAUACUUCUGGUUUCGUCGCUCGGUGCGAUAGUACCUGCACCUACGCGAGCUAUCUACGGCUCGACCAAGUCAGCAGGGCUCUUGCUGUACCAAGCUCUCGCGAUUGAAAACCCUACCAUCAAAUUCUCCUUCAUGAUUCCCGCUACUGUAGAGGGCAACUUCCGUGCCUCUGCAGUAGAUGCAGGCACAGUGCGCGAAGCUGACCCAAACCAAUUUGGCUUGAAACGUGAAGAUGUCGCUCAAAGGUGUAUUCAAGCAGUUGAUUUCGAAGAGAAAGCCAUCUUCAUGCCAGGAUGGGGGAAAAUAACUCACUUGUUGUACUGGCUGUGGCCAAGCGCCAUAGAGAGGAUAGCAAUGAGAAAAUACAAUUUUACGCAUCAGUAGGAUCGAGAUGAUGCCAUAGAUAGCAAGGAAGUUGUGCACAUCAUAUAUAUUUUUCUGUGUACUGCUCUACAGUACUGUAAAUGCCUAAUCCGAAGGGAAGGCGUAAGGGUUUUCCAAAAAUUGCUGGAGGCCGAAGCCAACAGACGUGUUCGGAUGUGUAAUUUGCAAUCAG